AUGCCAAAACUAGAAAAACAUAAAAAAGAAAAUGAAUAUUCCAUCGAUAAAUGUCGAAUCUCAAAUUAUUCGAAUCGAUUGAUAGGCAACUUAUGCUACAUAGAUUCGCAAAUUCUGAAACUACGAAACUCCACUUAUAAUCCAUCGAGUUUUCCGAGUUUUGAACAACUUCUGCAUGCUCCAAGUGUAUUACAUUUGGCGGGGAAAUAUGGGGUGAGUUUAUUGAUUUCUGAACAAGCAAAUAAUUAAAUUAAUGGAUGCUUUCAGCCAAUGUCAGGUUGGCCUUUGACAAUCCAAGAAUUUGGAGAAAAACAACAACAAUUGAAUAUAACUUGCUGUACAGAAGAUUCCGUAAGUAUUUCAAAUCUGUCAGUUAACACGUGAGUUUUCGGAUAAAAAAUUCAAAAAUUGUUCAUAAAUCAAAAAUAUGUGCUUGCAGAAAACAUUGGCUGAAGUUUGAUAUAAUGCUAUCGAUUGAAUUUUUGAAGACUCUAGACUUUUUUCAAUAUUUGAAGCAUAGCGAUCAAAUUGUUUUGGCUAAAAAAUCAACAAUAAUUAUCGAAUCAAUGAUUUUUGCGUAUACCUCGUUUCAAAAUAAAUCGGCCUGUUUCAAAAGUCCUGAUGGAUUUUACAUUGAUAUCCAGAACAUGUUAGUUUCGAAAAAAAAUAUUUUUAUUUUCGAAUUUUUUUUUCAGGAUCGAUAUUAUUGAUGUUUUCACAGAAGGAAAUAUUCGGUGAGAUUUAUUUUUUUCAUAGGAAAAACAUCUAUAAAAUGUUACGUUUCAGAAAAAAUGAAAAUGUUCUGCGAGAUCAUUUAAAAUCUUCGCAAAACGUUAUGGGAUAUCUAAUUCAAGAAAAUGUCACCAAAAAGGAAUUUAUUUUAUUGCAAACUAUUGCAAUUUGUGAUCCAAUUGUAGAUUUGUCAGAAGAAGGAAGAGAAAUAAUUCGCAAAAAUCGUCAAAAAUAUUCGAGAAUUCUAUUGGACCUCUGCCUAUUGGAAUAUGGCAAAAGAAACGGGCCAUCGAGAUUUGUGACACUUAUAAGCUUUAUUAAUUUGAUUAUUUUUUAUCGAGAUACAUUUCGAAAUUUCAUGUUAUUUUCAAAAAUCAAUACACCAUCUAAAUUUUCAAAAACAAUUGGUCCUUUGGAAAACGCAGUGCUUGAAUUGUAUUAA
Molecule: messenger RNA, 1174 nt
Organism: Caenorhabditis angaria
Lineage: Eukaryota; Metazoa; Nematoda; Chromadorea; Rhabditida; Rhabditidae
Source: the annotation of a GenBank genome assembly